Heterotrigona itama is the source of this 3248-nucleotide messenger RNA. The record is from the annotation of a GenBank genome assembly. Lineage: Eukaryota; Metazoa; Arthropoda; Insecta; Hymenoptera; Apidae.
CUAAUUUAUUUACUUAAUUAAACGUAAUUGUAUACAGAAAAAUCUAUCUUAUCUAAUGCACAUAUUUUAAUAAAACAUUUCAGGAGGCGUUCCAGAAGAUAAUUUAUAUUUUUAUGAACCAUUCAUAGUACAGCAAAAAGAUAAAAAUAAAAUGUAACUUUAAGCGUAGAAUAACAAGCAAAGUGAAUUGUAAGAUCUAUAAAAAAAUUUUAUUUUGAACUAAUAUUCUUUCUUCCCUAAUUCGUCUUUACUAUUUAUUCUGCUGUAAGUAAUAAAAGAACGAAGUUUCAUUGAAAUAUUUUAUUUUUUCUUGUAUGUUUAUAUUAAGAAUUUAAAGGUUAUAUAGCAUUGAUUUGAGUCAAUGAUACAUAUACCUAAGACACGAGUGAAUGAGUGUAUCUUUAUUCUUGAAUCAGAUUGAUUUCAAGAAUAUGAACAAAGAUCACGACGAACAAAAAGAGUAGGGGAAAAAUAAACAAGAAAAAUGACUGAUUACAUAGAGGAAUAUCUUGCAAACAGUUUGCUACACAGUCACAUAAUAGAAGAGACCAACAACAUUUAAAGAUCUUAUAAGAUUAUUUUCUAAGUAUGGAGACGUUGAAAAUUGUUAUGUAAAAAAGACUCAAAAAAAUAGUAACUAUGCAUUUGUAACGUUUAAGAGCGUAGAUGCAGCUGUGAGAGCCAGAUACGAAGAAAUAAGAUUGCACAAUAGAGAUUUAAAAAUCUUGGCAGCUGAUUCUUGGCAUCAACCGGAUAACAUGGAGAAUCAGUAUCACAACCCUAAUUUACAAAUAAAUGAAUUAAACUCUAAUGAAGUAUCAGAUGAUGUUGUAUGUAAUCUGGAUUAUGAACAAGAUGACAUUGGCAUUCAAACAUUAAAUGAUGACUGUCUGAUACACAUCUUUCUUCAAUUACCAAUUAUAGAUAGGAUCAGAAUAGAAAGAGUAUGCAAGAGAUGGAGAGCAUUAAGUCAAAAGUCCUGGUGUAGUGUGAAAAGACUGGAUUUAUCGUAUUCUAUAUGGGGCUCUGUAUCUGACAUAAACAGAAAAGAAAUUAGUACAUGUACCAUUCGUAAAGUAUUACUACGAUGUGGUUCAUACUUAAAUGAAAUACAUCUAUCCCUAGUACCGUCUCAUUUACGUCAAAGUACAGUAACUAUCGUCGCAAAAUUUUGCCCUAAUUUACAAAUAAUAGAUAUCACUGGUCUUACCAUUUCCGCGUCUGGUAUUGAUUCACUGAUCAAUAAUUGCCAUGGUAUUACAAAAUUUAGUCUUGGCCCUACCACUUAUGUUUGUGAUAUAGAUCUACAAAAAUUAUUCAAAGUGAAUCCAAAGUUACGAUAUUUUAAAUUCUCUAGCACUAAAAUAUGCGGACGAUGCUUAUUGCAUUUACCAUUAGAAACAAUAGAAGAAAUCGUUUUAGAAUCUUGUACCUAUCUUCAGGAGCAGCCUUUGUCGCAGGCGAUUGCGUAUCUACGAAACUUAAGAGCACUUACGAUAAAUAAAUGUGUUUAUAUAUCCGGUGACGUUAUUCGAGCCAUUGGCACAUAUUGUACAAAUUUAAAAACGUUAGAAGUUUCUAGUAUUUUAUUUUCAUUACAAUCGAAUGACAUGUUACAUAUUACGCAAUUAACCAAUCUCGAAGUUCUGAAAAUCAGUACGAAUACUGUAGUUACGGACGAACUUCUUUCUAUUUUGGCAUCGAAAUGCCUGCUUCUCACAUAUCUAGAUAUUUCCGAAUGUUUUCUUGUUACAAACGCUGGCAUAGCCGCUAUAGCAACUCUUCCCAAGUUAGAAGUGUUAAUAAUGAACUACUUGCGAGUGACAAACAUAAAUUUACGGGACGCAUCCAAUUUAAGAAGGCUAGAGUGUCGCGUUUGCAAAUUUACGGACAGAAUGAUGAUCGAUCUUAUCGAAUCCGCGCCACAAUUGAGGCUACUAGAUUUAUCCGGAUGCUCAAAUAUUACUAAUAAAACAUUAGAGAAAGCUGCCACGCUUACGGUCAGUCGAACCAACAAUACUAUUUUAAAAGUAUUCGUCGGUAAAACCUCAGUAGAUCUUAGUACUUUUAACAAAGUAUCACCGUUUUUACAAAUAGUCAAUGUAGAUUUAUCUAGUUGUAAUCGCACUAUAAUAUUUCCACUUGUACUGUAAUAUUUGUAAACAUUAAUCGUGUAAGAUUUUCUUUAUACAUUGUGAUUUUAUACAUAUACGAAAUGCGUUGACAAAACAGUUGAAAGUAUUGAGGAAAAUGAGAAUAAUCUUGACUCAGCCAUGUUUAUUUGCAAUAACUUUAGAGACGUAAAUCUGAUAGUACUUACGUCGGUAGACGAACUUUGUAAAUCAUUUUGUAGAAAAUUCACGAAACGAAAACAGGAAAGGAUGAUAGAUAGUAGUGCAAUCAUAUUUUCUAUAAACGAAGCACAUUAUUACUACUUUAUACCAUGGUAAUCAGUGUCACCGUUAAAACAGUAAUUAAAUUUUGACAGACUACGAAAUCAGAGGUAAAGCAGGAAUAUAAAGUUCUGUCUAAAUCAAAAUACUGUACGCUCAAAUUAGUGUUAAUGAAAGCGAAUGUUUUAAUACUUUGUAUUGUACGAGAUAAAUUUAUAUUUUCAUAAACAUAUGUAGAUAUACUUCAUUAACGUCCGGAUCUCAACACACGAGGAGUAUGCUUCCAAUGUAGGAUAAAUUUAUUCUUUGAAUAAUUACAUUUAGACAGUGAAUCGAUAUAGCGGCAAUUAUUAUCCACAAAUUUGCAACAAGGAAUAUCCAUAUAUUUUGAAUAAGUGCCAGAAGUAAUUAUCUCUUUGACAAUUGAAAUUCACUGUUCAGUGAAUAGAAUCCUUUUUUUUUUUUAUGGCUGUAUAUUAUUAGUAUCUUACAUAAUUUUCUUAACAGGACUUUUAUCGGAAAAAUGUGUUAUUCUGUUUAUAGUAAACAGGAUUAUGCACAUUGUUAUAGGAGAUACAAACAUAAUAAGAAAGAUCAGUUCUUGGGCGUCUUACGCUUAGGCACAUAAGUGGAUAUUCCCACUGUGCUUGCAAACAUCACAAUACGCUCGUAGUACGAUCCGAUAUUUUUUUAAGCCAAAUCGGAAAAAGGCUACAUCUACGCGGUCACGUAUAUAAAAAAGUAAUGGCUAGGCAAACAUAAAUAACUGAAGGGAUAGAUAUAUUAUAGCUAGGACUUUCAUCCACGUAUAACGGAUCGUUUCUUAUUAUCUUUUCUUUUUUGUUUUUUUUUUUU